AUAGGAAGAAGCAUAUCAGCAGCGAGGGUGCGGCUCCCGGUGUGACACAUCUUGCAGCGCCUCAGUCAACAACGGGCCACACCUCAUCUCAGCCCUUUUUCUUCAGCAAUGCCAAUGGAGAACUCCGACCGCCAGCCCCAAUUGAAUGAAGAGCUAGAGGUGAAGUGGCUUCACCCAGGCGAUGGCAGGGUAGAGGACAUGAUAGCCAUGAACAACCACGGCCUUUGGCGCCAGAGCGCACAUUUUACCUUGCACUUGGAUACACCAUUAGAAACACAGCAGUAUCUUCAAGCUGUUACUCAUCUGAAUAAUAAGGUUCAGCUGUUGAGGACCUGUUUCCGCCCCCGUGACAAAGAGUGGUGGCUGUGUGAGAUGCCAAUACCUUCCAUCGACUUCCAGGUGAGCACCGCACACACCCUGUGUGUCAACAACACCUUCCUCUCUUACCAUCUCUUCUUCACGAUUUAA
Messenger RNA from Procambarus clarkii (red swamp crayfish), 468 nucleotides. The record is from RefSeq and is a predicted model, not a curated record. NCBI's taxonomy places the organism in Eukaryota, Metazoa, Arthropoda, Malacostraca, Decapoda, Cambaridae.